AUGCCCCGAUACGCUGCGCAAACACAGGUUUGCUUUACGAAAGAUUGGACUUCCUUUCCCAGGAACCUCAAGGUGCUUUCCCAGUCGAAUAUGAUGAAAGUCAUUGUGGCAGCCCUACUUUUAUUUGGCAAAUUAGGAAUCUUAGCAACCAGUCCCACAGGUCACCGCAAUAUUCACCCAUCUAGCCCUGGUCGCAGUGAUCGUUCGAGAAGUACAUCUCCACAAAGCUUUCAUAGUGUUGCUUCAUCUUUCAAUAGUCCAGAACGCUCAAAAAGUCCAAAAAAACAUGAAGAAAUCGUUUGGCAUGAUAAAGCAAUCGUUGCAAGACAUGAUGUGCUUGGUUGGAUUGACAAACAUGUACUGAAUUCUAGGGAAAUUGGUCAAUCCAGCUCGAGCAGUAGUCAACAUCUGGCCACUUUGAGUGCUGGUCAUACUUCUCGCUCACCACCAAGUACAACACCUCCAAUCUCACCAAGACGAAUUGUUCAAAGCCAAGCUUAUACGAGCUCACCAAGGAAUGGAAGGCCACCCGUGAGAGAAAGGGAGAGGCACUCAUUCACGCAGUCUACAAGCCCAAACCGACCGAGACAAAGAGAAACAGGAAAUACUACGUCAAGUACAUCACGCGUCGUCUCUUCUGUUCCACGACAUCUUCGAUACCGACCUCGUCUAGAAAGAGACUUUCACGAAAACGAUGGGUAUGAUCUGCGACAUACGAGCCGUGAAGCUGUUGAGUAUGACAGCAGAAGUCAAUUUCAUGGAAUGUUCCUCCAUGAACACAGAAUGCGUGAUCCACAUCAAUCAAUGUUUGUUGGUAGUCAUGAAUAUGACAACCGACUUGAUCCAAAUACUCCGCCUUUUGGCGAAAAUGAAACGAAUAGAAGACAAACAACUUCCCUUUCGCCCUCAAGCAGUCGUACUUCCCCUUCCACCAGAUUAGCUGGCAGAAAUAGGAGAUACUAG
This is a messenger RNA of Meira miltonrushii, 963 nucleotides long. RefSeq lists its product as uncharacterized. The coding region runs from base 1 to 963 and encodes 320 amino acids. The transcript has a single exon. The record is from RefSeq and is a predicted model, not a curated record. Lineage: Eukaryota; Fungi; Basidiomycota; Exobasidiomycetes; Exobasidiales; Brachybasidiaceae.